Molecule: messenger RNA, 16223 nt
Organism: Coregonus sp. 'balchen'
Lineage: Eukaryota; Metazoa; Chordata; Actinopteri; Salmoniformes; Salmonidae
Source: the annotation of a GenBank genome assembly
AUGGGUGACAGCAGAGGUAAGAAAAUGACACCACUGGUGUUUUCGAAUGAAGUUCGCUAACUAUCAAGACACUUAAGCAUUUUGUCUUUAUGUUCCAGCUGCAGUGGUCAACUAUAGUUGGUGCAUUAGAGAUGCUUGUUGACAAUAUUUGCAUUGGCUCAAGGCAUAACAAGUUACUAAGCUACCUAACUGAAUAGCCUAGUUGGCUAUAGCUACCAGGAUGCUCUCACAAACUACACAAAAAACUAUAUCACCCCAGUUUUAGUCAGAUUAAUCAGUCUGUAAUACACACUUAUUGGUAUAUAACGUUACAGCUUGAAACGAAUGACUGCAAAAUCGUGUAAAUGUUCCUUACAAGCCAGAAUGUUGAAUAAAAUUAUAUUUUAAAUUACUCUACCAAUUAGUUUUCUGUGGUGUUGGUCCUUCAGGUCGAAAUUUGACACAAAAUAUCCACAAGAAAGUAUUGUUUACUCAACCUUUUAGAGCGCCCGGUACUGAAGUUGACAUUUCUAUCACCUGGCACAUGCGCAAAACCAUGUAAACACCAGUAGAUCACUGGAACCUUGCUCCCAGCUAUCCAGGACAUCUACUCAAAACGGUGCCUGAGGAAGGCCUGCAGCAUCAUCACAUCCCAGCCACGAGCUGUUCACUCCCGACUGUCGGGAAGAUGGUAUCGGAGCAUGAGGUCUGAUAUCAAAAGGCUCAGAGACAGUUAACAUUUACAAGCAAUCAUCAGACUGCUGAACACUUGAACUGGACUGACCACAUUUACAUUUUAGUAAUUUAGCAGACGCUCUUAUCCAGAGCGACUUACAGUUAGUGAGUGACUACCUGCGCUGACGCUCCGCACCUUGGCACACAUGCUCGCGCGCGCGCGCACACACACACAUCACAACUGCUGCUACCAGACUCUUAUUAUGAUUGUUAAAUACUGUAUUAACUUAUGCUAAAAUGUUUAUUCUACUCUACUGAGCCAUUUACUCUGUUCUUAUUCUUAUAUUUUCUUAUUUUUUAUUGUUGAGAAGGAACCUGCAAGUAAGCAUUUAGUUCGAUGGUGUAUACCAUGUGUAUCCCGUACAUACGACUAACAAAACUUGAAACUUGACUUCAGUUAGUAUGCCUGAAUUGCAUGUACUUCCGUCUUGUGCACGUGCCUUCGGUCAUGAGCAAACGUGAUGCACGCAACAUUCUGGCUUGUAAGGAACAUGUACAUGAUUUUGCAGUCAUUAGUUUCAGGCUGUAUAUACCGAUGAAUUGCUUAUUACAACCGGAUUAAUCAGACUACCCUGUUUAUUCAACCUCCAUUGGCUUCCUGUUCAAUACAGGAUCAAAUAUAAGAUUCUUGCUGCUCACCUUUUUAAGGCCCUCAACGAUGAUGCACCUAAAUACAUAUGCCAACUUCUAGAGAACUAUUCCCCAGCACCCACACUAUGAUCAUCAAACUCAAACAGCCUGGUCACACCAGUUACAAACCUGUGCAGCAUGUGGCCCUACACAAUUUCUGUGUUUAAAACACAACUAAAGACCUACCUAUUCAAGCUAGCUUUUAAUGUUUGAUCGCUUAAUCUGCUUAAAGUCUGUCUUUUGUAUUAAUAGGUAAUGGUUUGAUGUAUUGUGAUUUUUAUUUCUACUUCUACUAUUCAUUGUUGCUGUUUUCUUUUCUACCUCACAGUGCCUUCAGAAAGUAUCCCCCCCCACCCCCCUUUUGACUUUUUCCAAAUUUUGUGUUACAGCCUGAAUUUAAAAUGGAUUACAUUUAGAUUUGUUGUCACGGAUCUACACACAAUACCCUAUAAUGUCAGUGGAAUUUUGUUUUUAGAAGUUUCCAAAUUAAAAAUAAAUACGUCUGAAAUGUCUUGAGUCAAGUAUUCAACCCUUUUGUUUUGGCAAGCCUAAAUAAGUUCAGGAGUAAAAAUGUGCUUAACAAGUCACAUACAGUGCAUUCGGAAAGUAUUCAGACCCCUUGACUUUUUCCACAUUGUUACGUUACAUCCUUAUUCUAAAAUUGAUUGAAUAGUUUUUUUCCCUCAUCAAUCGACACACAAUACCCCAUAAUGACAAAGCAAAAACAGGUUUUUAUACAUUUAUGCACAUUUAUUACAAAUUUAAAACUGAAAUAUCACAUUUACAUAAGUAUUCAGACCCUUUACUCAGUACUUUGUUGAAGCAACUUUGGCAGCGAUCACAGCCUGGAGUCUUUUUGGGGAUGACGCUACAAGCUUGGCACACCUGUAUUUGGGAAGUUUCUCUCAUUCUUCUCUGCAGAUCCUCUCAACCUCUUUCAGGUUGGAUGGGGAGCGUCGCUGCACAGCUAUUUUCAGGUCUCUCCAGAGAUGUUCGACCGGGUUCAAGUCCAGGCUCUGGCUUGGCCACUCAAGGACAUUCAGAGACUUGUCCCAAAGCCAGUCCUGUGUUGUCUUGGCUGUGUGCUUAGGGUUGUUGUCCUGUUGGAAGGUGAACCUUAGCCCCAGUCUGAGUUUUUUAACCUGCUCCAGAGCGCUUUCAUCAAGGAUCUCUCUGUACUUUGCUCCGUUAAUCUUUCCCUCGAUCCUGACUAAUCUCCCAGUUCCUGCCGCUGAAAAACAUCCCCACAGCAUGAUGCUGCCACCACCAUGCUGCACCGUAGGGAUGGUGCCAGGUUUCCUCCAGACGUGACGCUUGACAUUCAGGCCAAAGAGUUCAAUCGUGGUUUCAUCAUAUCAGAGAAUCUUGUUUCUCAUGGUCUGAGAGUCCUUUAGGUGCCUUUUGGCAAACUCCAAGCGGGCUUUGUGCCUUUUACUGAGGAGUGGCUUCCGUCUGGCCACUCUACCAUAAAGUCCUGAUUGGUGGAGCGCUGCAGAGAUGGUUGUCCUUCUGGAAGGUUCUCCCAUCUCCACAGAGUAACUCUGGAGCUCUGUCAGAGUGACCACCGGGUUCUUGGUCACCUCCCUGACCAAGGCCCUUCUUCCCCGAUUGCUCAGUUUGGCUGGGCGGCCAGCUCUAGGAAGAGUCUUGGUGGUUCCAAACUUCUUCCAUUUAAGAAUGAUGGAGGUCACUGUGUUCUUGGGGACCUUCAAUGCUGCAGAUAUUUUUUGGUACCCUUCCCCAGAUCUUUGCCUCGACACAAUCCUGUCUCAGAGCUCUACGGACAAUUCCUUCGACCUCAUGGCUUGGUUUUUGCUCUGACAUGCACUGUCGACUGUGGGACAUUAUAUAGACUGGUGUGUGCCUUUCCAAAUCAUGUCCAAUCAAUUGAAUUUAUCACAGGUGGACUCCAUUCAAGUUGUAGAAACAUCUCAAGGAUGAUCAAUGGAAACAGGACGCACCUGAGCUCAAUUUUGAGUCUCAUAGCAAAGGGUCUGAAUACUUAUGUAAAUAAGGUAUUUCUGUUUUUUAAUACAUUUGCGAAAUGUUCUAAAAACCUGUUUUCGCUUUGUCAUUAUGGGAUAUUGUGUGUAGAUUCAUGAGGAUUUGUAUUUAUUUAAUCCAUUUUAGAACAAGGCUGUAAUGUAACAAAAUGUGGAAAAAGUCACAGGGUCUGAAUACUUUCCGAAUGCACUGUAAAUUGCAUGGACUCACUCUGUGUGAAAUAAUAGUGUUUAACAUGAUUUUUAAAUGACUACCCCAUUGCUGUACCCCACAUAAUUAUCUGUAAGGUCCCUCAGUCGAGCAGUGAAUUUCAAGCACAGAUUCAACCACAUUGUAGCUAGGGGAACUUUGCUUUAUCUUGGCCAGGUCGCAGUUGUAAAUGAGAACCUGUUCUCAACUGGCUUACCUGGUUAAAUAAAGGUGAAAUAAAAAUAAAAAUAAAAAAAAACAAAGACCGGGGAGGUUAUCCAAUGGUUCGCAAAGAAUGGCAGCUAUUGGUAGAUGGGUAAAAAAACAAACAGACAUUGAAUAUCCCUUUUGAUCAUGGUGCAGUUAUUAAUUACACUUUGGAUGGUGUAUCAUUACACCCAGUCACUACAAAGAUACAGGCUCCCUUCCUAACUCAGUUGCCAGAGAGGAAGGAAACCGCUCAGGGAUUUCACCAUGAGGCCAACAAUGAUUUUAAAUCAGUUACAGAGUUUAAUGGCUAUGAUAGGAGAAUUGUGGGUUGAUCAACAACAUUGUAGUUACGCCACAAUACUAACAUAAAUUACAGUGAAAUGAAGGGAGCCUUUACAGAAUGUUCCAAAACAUGCCUCCUGUUUGCAACAAGGCACUAAAAAUUGACCAAGAAAUUAACUUUUUGUCCUGAAUACAAAGUGUUAUGUUUGGGGCAAACCCAACACAACCCAUCACUGAGUACCACUCUUCAUAUUUUCAAGCAUGGUGGUCGCUGCAACAUGUUAUGGGUAUGCUCGUCAUCGGCAAGGACUAGGGAGUUUUUUGGGAUAAAAAGAAACGGAAUAGAGCUAAGCACAGGCAAGUCUUACAGAAAUUAUCUGCUACACACUAGCUCAGCACCGGGUUCAAAAUCUCUAGUUUCAUGUCAAGUCAAACAGUAGUUAACGAGCCAUAUACUGCCAUCUUCCACCUCUGCACUGUUUUGAGAGAAAAGUUGCGCUGUUCACUGCAGAGCUGCAUCGAUGCGCUGUCCCAGAGUAGCCAGCCGCGAAAGCAACUUUCCCGCCCUGGUUCUGAGCCGUCUGCAUGGUCCUGAAGCCAGCUCUCUGAUACCGCUACACUGAAUUCGCCUUUUCAAUCGGGAUUAGAACAAUUUUAGUGACCUAUUUUAAAUAGUUGAUGUUGAGCAAGUGUAUUGCAACUGCCAUACUCUGCCAUACCCAAUUGACACCCCUGGGCCUAACCCUUGUAAAGUUAAGCACACAAAAAACAAAACAAACUUCAUUGUAGCUAGGGGAACUAUCAUUCAUUAUUUUCUUAAACUUGAGUUGUAUGUAGGGUAUCAUCACUCUCUGCCAUAUAAUCCCUGUCAUUUCUCACCAGAUUCCCGCAGCCCAGACAGCUCCUCUGUGUCCUCCCCUCCCUCGGGCCAGCGCUCACCCCCCCUGACCCCCACAGCUGCCGCCAUGACGUCUCUGCCGCCCAUCACCUCGGCCGUCAACAGCCCCAUCAGCAGCAUGGGCUCGCCCUUCUCCGUCAUCAGCUCCUCCCUGGGGUCGCCAUGUCUGCCCGGGACACCCUCGGUGGGCUACGGCCCCAUCAGCAGCCCCCAGGUGAGCCCUGAGUUCGACAGGUAGCUAACACUAUUCUAUUAUACCACUCUUCUCCUGCCUCAUCUUUCACCUCUCAGGGCCAUUCAGAGAUGGGCAGUUGGCGCCAUGGUCAAUAAAUGCUGCUUUACAGUAGUGGCCUGUGUGAACCAAGUGUGACUUUAUAGGCUGCAGUCAACAUGCGUGUAUCUGCCAGUAUCAUCAGCCUCUUUGGUGAUUGGUUGAGAAGAGUAUCACUUGUUGAGCUCACUUUUAUUGUAAAUAAACAAUUGGCUGCUAUUUUACAGCCCCUAAAAUGUGCAAUAUACUGUGAUAUGUUAUUGGUCAAUAGUGAAAAAUCAAUAGUUAAAUAUCGGGAUAUCAUUUUUGAUGAUAUAUCAUAUAGUUUUGGCAAUAUUAUUUUUGCGCUAGUUGGCUGUACCUGCACCAAAACUCAAGUAUUUUUCCUUCAUAGCUUGUUCUCCAUCCACUUUUAUUUCCAUGACUGAUCAAAACUCGUAUUAUCAUGGCUCUCUCUUGUCCCUCUGCAGCAGACAUAUGGUGAGCUGUAUGUUUGGAACAUCGAAUCGCAAUAAAAUCACAGUAUCGAAUCUCAAUACAUAUAGAAUCGCAAUAGAUAUCGUGUCGACAGCUAAGCAUCGUGAUAAUGUCGUAUCUUGAGGUCCCUGGCAAUUCCCAACCCUAUAGGUAAAGUGAAAUUGUGUAUAACUACCAAAGGCAAACGUGAAACUAUACAUAUCUAGAUAUUGUAAAUCCUUGAUUCUUAAAAUUCCAGGUAACAAUUAUAUUUUUGUCUGCAAAAUCAACCAUGAAACAGCAUUAUUUGGGUACUUUUUAAACAUGUUGCCCUGUUCUUAAUUGUAUGGUAGAAGUAGGCUGUUUGUCUCUCGGUCGUACACUUUGAAUGCGUUCUGACUUUAAAAACCUCACAAAAUAUUAAAUUAAUUCAGUAAUGAUUAAAUGAUGACAUUUUAGAUCAAGGGUGCCAGUGGAUGAAUCAUUGGUUGCCAUCAAAACCACACAUCAAAAGAUCAAACUCUCUCUGUCCUCCUCCUGCAUAUGACUAGAAAAUAGGGAACAUAUUCUGCAAUAUUUCCAUGAAAGAUAUACAUAAAAUCCAUACAUUCACAUGCACAAAGUACAGUUUUUAAAUAUACGUUUAAUUUAUCUGCAUCUGCAAAAAUUGUUGAUUAAAAAAAUAAUAUAUAUAUUUUUUUUUAAUGAUUUGUCCAAGGGGCUCGUAGUGACAGCAUAGUAGUGAAUAUCCAAACAAAUACCCAGACUGUCCAUCUCUGAGUGUACCCACCCCUCUUUCUGCCCUCUACUUUAUCCCUUUCUUUCUACUUCACAGAUCAAUAUGUAUACCAGGAGUGCAGAGGUAAGACCCCCCCCAUCACCACCUCUGCUUUUCUCUUUAUUUUGAUUUGUAUUCCCUCCAUCUCCUCUCACAUCAGAUGGUCCUUUUCAGUGUUAUUUCUCCUCCUCUCCCUCCCUUGCUUUUUCUCUUUCUCCUCCCCCCAUUUCACUUUUUGCCUCUGAUUCUCCUCAAACGUCCUCAUGAAUUAAUCCGGCUAUGAGGAUGCCCUGAGACUUAACUGCUUAAACUGGUGAUGGUGAGAAGUGCUCUGUAAUCUCUAUUGCUUUGAGGGCGAGGGAGGCGGGGUCCAGAUGCUCCUUUCUCCGCCAAUGAUGCCUGGAUGUGCGAACGGGAAAUUUAAUGUGGCUUUAAUACUGAUCAAACAGCCCACUCAAAAAGAUAACUGCCGUUAUGUAUGUGAUUGUUGGAUGCAUGAAAGUGAUGAUGUUUUUUGUUUUUUUUCUUGAAAUAUGACAGCUCUGCAUCUGACUCCAAAUAAUCAAACUAAGGAGUGAUGUGCUGUCAUUACGUGACAUUAUCAGUGACGCAUAAAUGACUUCUCCUCUCCUACCCCUUUUAAUGAAAUAUUUCCCCUCUCACUCCUCCCCUAUCCCAUCCCCCUUUUCUCUCGGCCUCCAGAUCAACUCCACAGUGUCCAUGUCGGGCCUCCAUGCGGUCAGCAGCUCGGACGACGUGAAGCCUCCGUUCGGGCUGGGGGGCCACAGCCCAGGGGGCCCCAUGCUCUCCCAAAAGCGCCUGUGUGCCAUCUGUGGUGACCGCUCCUCCGGUAACUUUAGGCCCAAUCCCAAAUCGGCCCCUAGACCCUAUGCACUUGUAGAGAUCGGAGAUUAAUUGAAUGGGGUAUGCAAUAUGGCGACAACCCCACCCAGCCUGUAAGAAGAGAAGUUGAAAUAUUUACUCUUCGAUCUGUAGGACAGGCUAGGGGUUGAUUUAGGGUCUGUGUCAGGGGGGAUCUGAGCGAGAAGCACUAGUGGUGCAAUAUGCUUUGUUUAUUUUACAGGCGUUGAAUGGAAUUUAGUUAGGUGGUGUCGAUUUUUCCCAUGAAUUUGGGAUUGACACCUUCAGAUUUCUGCUGUGCAUAUGGAUCUACACAACAUAUGGCAUGGACUUAUACCCUUAUGGUAUGGAAACGUCAGAUAACCCUCGAUUUGGGGUGAACUACUCCUUUCCUUUCCAUAGUGUAGAAAAUUUAAAAAAAGCUGCAUAACAUUUUUUCAACACAGCAGGGAACUGUUUUUCCAUCUCUCCCUUGUCUGUACCAGUUCAGUUUCUACUAUAAGGGAGCGAAACACUUCAUGUAUUUUCAUUACCAUCACACCUGAAGAACUAUGCGCUCUAGGCUUAGUGCCUGAAUUAUUGAAAGUGGUUUGUUGCUGAUGUAACCUUUCCUCCUUUUGCUAUCCCCCUAUUCCCUCUCUAUUUCUGUCUGUCUUUUUGCAUUCCUCUUUCUUGUCAUUCUCUCUCUCUCUCUCUCUCUCUCUCUCUCUCUCUCUCUCUCUCUCUCUCUCUCUCUCUCUCUCUCUCUCUCUCUCUCUCUCUCUCUCUCUCUCUCUCUCUCUCUCUCUCUCUCUAGGUAAGCACUACGGGGUACACAGCUGCGAGGGCUGCAAGGGUUUCUUCAAGCGCACGGUGCGCAAGGACCUGAGCUACACCUGCCGGGACAACAAGGACUGCCUGGUGGACAAGCGCCAGCGCAACCGCUGCCAAUACUGCCGCUACCAGAAGUGCCUGGCCUGUGGCAUGAAGAGGGAAGGUAAAGGAGAGCCCAGCAGUCUGCUAUCCUCAACUAGCAUUCAAUAUGUCUUAUUAAAGGGCAACACUAUCACCAGGUAAGGUAUGGCUUGAAAUGGAAGGAGAGAGGGAUGCAAUGAGGGAUAUGAAGAGUGAGACUGCACAAAGACAGAAAGAGUGAGGGAGAGCUAGGAUCCUUAUUGAAAUUGGGUCUGACUUGCUACAGAAAGAACACUAAGAAAGUAGAGGGAUGGGGCACCUUGUGUACCUUAACCAGAUGAUCCCCACUCACCAACCAUCCUGUUGCCCUGCUGAAAUAACACUGUUUGACAUUGUUGACAAAAAGAUUGUAUAGCCUACUUGCUAUAAAACUAUUUCCAAUUGCUGUUUUAAAUCCACUGAAAUAAUCUAUGUAUAAUAAAGAUGUCUAAGAGCGUUUAAGAUUUUCUUUGAAUAUUGUAAUAUGAAUUUCGAAGGGGAGAGUAUUGAUUGUACUCAAAGGGGAUGGAAAGAGCGAGAAACAGAGUUGGAGAGAGGGGGAUGGAGAGCCUUGUAAACACUAACCCCUGUCCCCCUCUCUCCCCUCUUGUUUCCUCUCUCCCUUCUUCUGUAGUGGUCCAAGAUGAACGACAGAGAUGUAAGGAGGGACGGAGGGAGGGAUGGGUGUGAGAGAGAGAUUGAGAGAAUAGCAUUUCAUUUGGUGGGGGGAAUAGUGCAGAGUACCUGUUAUGUCGUUUUAUGUCAGUGCUCAGAAAUGGACCAUACCACACAAAAGACGUCGCUCUCUUGCCUACAAGACUUUGAAACAAUCAUCCUAUUCUAAUGUUUGUAAAUGUUUCAAGUGUUUUAUUUGGUCAAGAGGUAAAACAACAAUAUGUUAUGUUGUUUUGUUAUGAUGGUCCAUUUCUGUGUGAGGUAUGUUGCAAAAUGUAUUGGUAUGAAACAGGGGUCUGAAACUCAAAUUACCAGGUGCAACGUAAGUCUUACGGCCCUGAUAUACUAUAGCCAUCGGGCGUACGGCAUUGCCAUCAGCCAUUGAGGAAAUGCUUCCUUUGAAAUCCAUGAAAUCUGCUUCACUGCCCGUGUUGCGCUCGCAUUGCGUCACGUCCAAUGGCAAGCUCUAGAAUCGCAGAGGUUCAAUUCUUGACGCCUGCGUUCAUUCUAUCUUGUGAAUUGGAAUAAUGAGAAAUAAAGUUGAUUUUGAUUGCGUAUGGCCUCGACUACACCACUGGUUAAUUUACUAAGAUUUAUGAAGUCAAGAAGCUACUACUACUAGCUAGCUACGUUGACUAGCUAGGUUCAUAAUGUAAACAAAAGCAACUUGUGUAAUUAGAGGAUCAUUUAGUAAAAACACUACCAACUAUUUAAUGAGUACUUCCGAAAAGACUGGACCAAAGCUAUUGUACUUACGCAUAAUCAAUGAAUAUGGCACGAUACAUUAAGGGAAAAUAGAAUAAAGAAGCUCCUCCCUCUCUGCUCCUCUCUGCUCUCAAAACAACGCUCUGUGUAGCAGGUAGGACUGCAUUCUCUGAUAGUGGUGCACGGAUGACUGGUAUUGUUGUGCCAGUUUAUGUGGUCUGGGGUGACUCCAAAGAGAUAUAACCUGUAAUGUGCCAUAGGGAUAAACCUUAUUGUGGGUUGAUUCUAAUAGGAAAAUUCUCUUGAGGGCUGAUGGGAAUCAGAUAUCAGUCUUGGGGCCGCAAGAAAGCAGCUUGCGAGCCUGGUGUGGCCCCCAGGCCUUGAGUUUGAGACCCCUGGUGUGAAAGGUAAAGAUAGCAUUGUUGUUUGAACUAACCGGGAAAUGUACAUAUCUGUGUAUCUCGCUCUGUCUCCUUUUCUCUACCUGUCUCAUUCUUUACUUUACUCACUUCACAUUCCUCUCUUUCUUGACUUUUUUCUUGCUCUCUUUAUUCUUUCCUAUUUCUCCUCCCUUUUUUUGUUUCCCCACCUUUCUCUCUCACCGUUCUUUUUCUUCUUCACUUUGCUUCCCGUUUGCUCUCGCUCUCAUCUCAUUGCCUUUUCCUGCUCUUUCUUUAUCUUUUCACCCUCCAUCCUUCUCCCCCUGCUGCUCCCUUGCUUUCCCCUCUCAUCCUCCCCUCCUUCCCUCUCUCCUUCCCUCUGCCCUUCCUGUGCCCCUGCAGCCGUGCAGGAAGAGCGCCAGAGGAACAAGGAGCGGGAGAGCGAGGUGGAGUCGACCAGCGCUGUCAACGAGGAGAUGCCCGUGGAAAAGAUCCUGGAGGCCGAGAUGGCCGUGGAGCAGAAGACUGAGCUGCAUGCCGACGGGAGCUCCGGGGGCAGCUCGGUAAAUUUGUCUGUGUGACACACCAUCUGGCCCUGCGAUGCACACAUACCAACUUCUCAUACUCCGUUCCUCACACUGUCUAUUAUUAUUUCUAGACAUUUGAUUGUGCGACUGCGCCAACAAUUUAUUGUGAUUACAAUAUAUUCUGAGACCACAAACCUACUUAGUUUAAAUGUGACCCAGAGGUCUCCAGUCUCUAUUUUGUGCCCUAUGUUGAAGCCAGUCUCUCUCCCUCUGUUUCUCUCUCCAGCCCAACGACCCAGUCACCAAUAUCUGCCAGGCUGCAGACAAGCAGCUGUUUACCCUAGUGGAGUGGGCAAAGAGGAUCCCCCACUUCUCUGAGCUGGCCCUGGACGACCAGGUCAUCCUGCUACGUGCCGGUAUGCUCAAAAAGCCUUCGCCUUUCAUGUUCAUCGGCACCAAAUGGAAGAAAGCAAACUGAAACAGUGAGGGACUAACUGGACAUAUCCAAUAAAACAUUAUUAUUUUUUGUUGUCAUGCCCCAUAAUGAACACGGCCCUGCUCAGCUUUGACCUCAUUAAAUCCCAGCCGUACACAGGACUACAUGGAUAGGCUGAUAACCCUGUCUCUCUCCAGGUUGGAACGAGCUGCUGAUCGCUUCCUUCUCUCACCGCUCUAUCAGCGUGAAGGACGGCAUCCUAUUGGCCACCGGCCUGCACGUGCACAGGAACAGUGCCCACAGCGCUGGCGUGGGAGCCAUCUUCGACAGGUAACACACACAGGCACAUGCACAUGUGCGAUGGACCUCGGUGAAGCACGUAGAAGCAACCUUUUACAUGUUCAUUUUCAAAGAGAAGCUUAUAAACUGCAGGGAGAAUAAUUGAAAAAAAGGUGCAUUCUGCAUUGGUUUUAUGCUCAGUUUUCAAUUAACAGUCAACACUUAGUGUUUUUGGAAUGGCAGUUUAUUUUAUUUUAUCAUACACGCCAUCAUAUACAGUGGGGAAAAAAAGUAUUUAGUCAGCCACCAAUUGUGCAAGUUCUCCCACUUAAAAAGAUGAGAGAGGCCUGUAAUUUUCAUCAUAGGUACAUGUCAACUAUGACAGACAAAAUGAGAAGAAAACAAAAUCAGAAAAUCACAUUGUAGGAUUUUUUAUGAAUUUAUUUGCAAAUUAUGGUGGAAAAUAAGUAUUUGGUCAAUAACAAAAGUUUCUCAAUAAUUUGUUAUAUACCCUUUGUUGGCAAUGACACAGGUCAAACGUUUUCUGUAAGUCUUCAAGGUUUUCACACACUGUUGCUGGUAUUUUGGCCCAUUCCUCCAUGCAGAUCUCCUCUAGAGCAGUGAUGUUUUGGGGCUGUCGCUGGGCAACACGGACUUUCAACUCCCUCCAAAGAUUUUCUAUGGGGUUGAGAUCUGGAGACUGGCUAGACCACUCCAGGACCUUGAAAUGCUUCUUACGAAGCCACUCCUUCGUUGCCCGGGCGGUGUGUUUGGGAUCAUUGUCAUGCUGAAAGACCCAGCCUUGUUUCAUCUUCAAUGCCCUUGCUGAUGGAAGGAGGUUUUCACUCAAAAUGAUACAUGGCCCCAUUCAUUCCUUUACACGGAUCAGUCGUCCUGGUCCCAUUGCAGAAAACAGCCCCAAAGCAUGAUGUUUCCACCCCCAUGCUUCACAGUAGGUAUGGUGUUCUUUGGAUGCAACUCAGCAUUCUUUGUCCUCCAAACACGACGAGUUGAGUUUUUACCAAAAAGUUAUAUUUUGGUUUCAUCUGACCAUAUGACAUUCUCCCAAUCCUCUUCUGGAUUAUCCAAAUGCACUCUAGCAAACUUCAGACGGGCCUGGACAUGUACUGGCUUAAGCAGGGGGACACGUCUGGCACUGCAGGAUUUGAGUCCCUGGCGGCGUAGUGUGUUACUGAUGGUAGGCUUUGUUACUUUGGUCCCAGCUCUCUGCAGGUCAUUCACUAGGUCCCCCCGUGUGGUUCUGGGAUUUUUGCUUACCGUUCUUGUGAUCAUUUUGACCCCACGGGUGAGAUCUUGCGUGGAGCCCCAGAUCGAGGGAGAUUAUCAGUGGUCUUUUAUGUCUUCCAUUUCCUAAUAAUUGCUCCCACAGUUGAUUUCUUCAAACCAAGCUGCUUACCUAUUGCAGAUUGUCUUCCCAGCCUGGUGCAGGUCUAAAAUUUUGUUUCUGGUUUCCUUUGACAGCUCUUUGGUCUUGGCCAUAGUGGAGUUUGGAGUGUGACUGUUUGAGGUUGUGGACAGGUGUCUUUUAUACUGAUAACAAGUUCAAACAGGUGCCAUUAAUACAGGUAAUGAGUGGAGGACAGAGGAGCCUCUUAAAGAAGAAGUUACAGGUCUGUGAGAGCCAGAAAUCUUGCUUGUUUGUAGAUGACCAAAUACUUAUUUUCCACCAUAAUUUGCAAAUAAAUUCAUUAAGAAUCCUACAAUGUGAUUUUCUGGAGAAAAAAAAUCUCAAUUUGUCUGUCAUAGUUGACGUGUACCUAUGAUGAAAAUUACAGGCCUCUCUCAUCUUUUUAAGUGGGAGAACUUGCACAAUUGGUGGCUGACUAAAAACUUUUUUUUCCCCACUGUAUACACUUUACCAUACAUGUGUUUUGUAGAACAUAUUUUUCCAGUCAUAGUCAUCCAUUGAAGCAUUAAAAUGGUGGCCAAUUAUCCCUGUUACAGUUAUUAUUCAUUAAAUGGCCAUUUCUCUUCAGAGUCCAGAUGAGUUUGUUGAAAUGAGCUGAAUAAUUUUCCUGACGAAAGGGAGAAUGGAGAACUUGCGGUAGAGUUUCGUGCAUAUAUUAUGAUUACAUUUUGUGAAGUUUUUGUUCAUUUUGGACUAUGGUGAGGAUUCUUUCGGCUGUUCGAGCACACAGCAUUUUUUCUGGAUGCAAGCCGAAGUUCAGAGACGAAGUCUACGCCCCUUCGUUGGUAAUUGGUCAACAGUAGGGAUUCUUCAAUAAAGUAUUUGUUGUCAUUCAACAAGAGACGACUUGUUUUCAUGCAAAUCUUUUCAUUGAAAAAUACUGCACCAAACAUCUUAGUUAGAUGAAAUAUUGUGCGAAUAAGAUCUCUUCGGCAAAAACGUCAAAAUGAAUGACAGAUUUCUUGAGUUAUCUUCAAUUAAUUCUGACUAUUUUGAGGAAGUGUAUACUGGCUACGGCGUAACAAAAUGUAUUUUUUUCCUCAUUUUUCUAGCGAAGGUCUUUUAAGGGAGUAUGCAAGCACACUCGUUCGGUUCGGCUAGCCGAGUUGGGUUAGGUGCCAGCCGACCUGAAGCAUGCUGACGCCUUUAGUCUGCCUCUAGAAUGACACAGCAUGCCAGAACGCUGGGGACUAAUGCUUCAUGUACUGUAGACGUUACUGUUGAUUUCACUAGGAUAAACCCCCCCCACCCCAAAUACAGCCACACACACUGCACACUCAUCUAUUCCAUUUUACAUUGGCAGAUGUCAGUAUUUUAUUCAGUAGCAUAAAAUAGCCUUUAAUCAAGCGGCAUGGCACCUGUCUUGAGUAAAAUCCUGCGCUCAUCACAGCUGUCAAGGAACAGGCUUGCCCAACCCAACUCAAUAGGGUCGCCACAUCACAUGGUGUGAAUUCAUUGUUUAUUACACAAUAAUUACAUUGUUAUUAAUAGUUUGUAAGCUGCUAGACUCCCAAUUCCCACACGAACUUAAGCAUCUCUUGGAUUAACUGGUUGCAGGCUUUUGUUUCAGAUUCAUCGCAAUCUAGACAUCCAAGCGUAAAUGUGGUCCACUGAAUGUUUUUAUUUUUUAGAAAUUAAUCAAUUCUCAUUUUUUAUCCUCACGUCUCUUUAUUUUGUUUCAUAAAAAAAAAAUAUUUUCUUUCAUUCAUUUAUGAUUUAUGCCAAAUCGAUUUGAUUAACAUGAUUAAACUGCCCUGAUCAUAUUACUGCAUUGUUCCUUUUAUUGAUUACUAUUUAUUACGCUCCUCUAUUGGCUUAUGCUUCUCUGCUCUACUCAUUGGCUCAUGCUAAUACCCAUAACCCUUUUGUGCUGAUUUGGAUAAACCAGUUACAUUUAGAAUUGUUUUAAUGAUCCAUACUUACCCAGGAAGUUCUAUAUCGAGGGUACAAUGAAGUAUGCCUAAGACGCUACAGUAGUCAAGAUAAGUAAUACUGUAUAGAACUGUUUGCCCUAUUUCAAUCUGACCCAAUAUGACAUUUUUCUCCUCUAGAUCUUGUCUGUGCUCAAACGUCUCAGAUCUAUUUAUUGCUGUGUACAUUAGCAUAUUUCUGUCAUUCCUCAAGCUUUACUUCCCAUAGUGCUAUCUAAAACAUUUUCAUCAGGCCAAGUCUCCAUCAACAAGAGCCUGUAGCUUGUUACUCCCAGAAGUGGAACUGGGCACCAAAAUGCACUGCAGAGUCUAACCUACCUGUUCUUCUGGGCCCAAACCAACGCAGGGGGGACAAUGUAAUAACAAUGUAACUGUGUAAUAACAUUGUAAUAACACAUUGUAAUUGAAUACACAGGGAGAGUGCGCACAAUGCAGAGGUUGGGGCCAUAUUUGACAGGUAAUGACAUCACUACACGUCUACCUUCCCCUAUCGACAACGAACACAAACAAAACAAAUUAAACAACGCCACAAAAAAAAACUUUUCUUGGCCCAGUUGUUGAGUGAGAGAAUCUGGCAAAGAAAGUGCUGUAAUUUGCCCAGGUAAAAGAGCGGGUCGUUCGUGUUUCAGUGAGUGUUGUGUUCUGUUUCUCCUCUUUUCUGUCGUAGCGCAGGCUCGACUGGUCGCUGGCGCAGCGUUGACAGAACACCGGCUGCAUACUUUCCUUCCUUCAUUUUCUUUCUGUCCUUAUUGAAUUAUUGCAUUACGCAACAUUUGUGCAAUGUGCAGUAGUUUAUAAAUAAGAAAAGUGUGGUUUGGGCUAUUGCUUGGAUGGAAUUGUAUAGAUUAUGUGUGGUUAUAGUGUAACGUGUAAAUGCAUAGUGUAAAGAGGAUGUUAGACUUGUAUCCCAGCCCCCUGCCCUUCUGUUAAUUUCUCUAUUUGACUGCUGCAUCGUUGAGUGGAACUGCAGUGAGCCCUAGAGCAGAUGCUAACCCAUCUCCUCCUGUUCUCUUGUCCCUCUGUCACACCUCCCUCUCCUCGACCCUGGUUGUAGAGUUCUCACCGAGCUGGUCAGUAAGAUGAGAGACAUGCAGAUGGAUAAGACAGAGCUCGGCUGCCUCCGAGCCAUCAUCCUUUUCAACCCAGGUAAUCAUUUCAGCUCAAAUAAUGAUUUGAGACAAGAUAACGAUUUUAAGCCAUUUCAGCCCAGAUAUAGCAUGAUGUCAGGAAGAAUCACCCGUUAAUUAUUCUCAGUGCUAUAAUGCCUGUGUUUGUUCCUGCGUUCAGAUGCCAAGGGCCUGUCCAGCCCCAGUGAAGUGGAAUUGCUGAGGGAGAAGGUGUACGCAUCGCUGGAGGCCUAUUGUAAGCAGAGAUACCCGGACCAGCAGGGCAGGUACAAAAUAAACACACGCACUAUAGCACCUAUCCACACAAUACACCCACAUCACCGCCAUGAUUGACCUCCCUCGUUCUCCCCAUCGCCCCAGGUUCGCUAAGCUACUCCUCCGGCUGCCAGCGCUGCGCUCCAUUGGCCUGAAGUGCCUGGAGCACCUGUUCUUCUUCAAGCUGAUUGGCGACACCCCUAUCGACACGUUCCUCAUGGAGAUGCUAGAGGCGCCCCACCAGCUAACCUAG